This is a messenger RNA of Fusarium verticillioides 7600, 405 nucleotides long. RefSeq lists its product as hypothetical. The record is from RefSeq and is a predicted model, not a curated record. The coding region runs from base 1 to 405 and encodes 134 amino acids. The transcript has a single exon. Lineage: Eukaryota; Fungi; Ascomycota; Sordariomycetes; Hypocreales; Nectriaceae.
AUGCUUGCUACGCCCCGAUCCACCUGCACGCAAGCCAAAGGGACCAGGUCUUGGUUCUGCAUCAGACAAGCUCCAGCGAAUCCAAUCACUGCGUUUGUCCAGGGGUUUUGCUGUACUGUAGCUAGGGUCACUGCCAACCUUGCACCCAGCACAGCUUGCAAGAUCCAUCCUAUCCCGGGGGUGAUGAGGCUAUCUUACCAGACUCGACUGAACCGACCUACCUACCUAUGUAUGUACCGUACGUAUCUGCGCUACGUACUGCCUGUUCUAGUGGUGAGGCGAGUAGCGGAUACAGUGAUAGGUAGACCAGCACUGCCGUCGACGGACCCUCGAGCGGUGCCAAACUAUCCGAAUCUUGUCUCGCAGCCCGAAACGGCGAACAAUUCUCGCUCACCGCCAGAUUGA